Messenger RNA from Cariama cristata (Red-legged seriema), 852 nucleotides. It is a transcript of the gene RIOX1, whose product is annotated as chromosome unknown open reading frame, human C14orf169. The transcript has a single exon. Gene Ontology annotation, molecular function: histone H3K36 demethylase activity; histone H3K4 demethylase activity. Gene Ontology annotation, cellular component: nucleolus. Lineage: Eukaryota; Metazoa; Chordata; Aves; Cariamiformes; Cariamidae. The annotation marks the transcript as partial. The record is from RefSeq and is a predicted model, not a curated record.
CCCAGCCCAAACCUCACGCAGGCUGAGCUCGGCGAGCCCGUGCUGGAGACGGUGCUGGAGGCCGGAGACCUGCUGUACUUCCCCCGCGGCUUUAUCCACCAGGGUGACUGUCUCCCUGACGCGCACUCGCUCCACAUCACUGUGUCUUCCUACCAGAGGAACUCCUGGGGGGACUUCCUGGAGAAGCUUCUUCCAGCUGCCCUGCAGAUGGCCGUGGAGGAGGACGUGGAGUACCGGCUGGACUACCUGGGGUACAUGGGGGUCGCCAACUCGGACGCAGUCGACACUCGCCGAACGGCUUUUAUGGAGAAGGUGCAGAGCCUGAUAAAGAAACUCAUUCACUAUGCACCCAUUGAUGCUGCCGUGGAUCAGAGAGCCAAGGCGUUUCUUCAUGACUGUCUCCCCCCAGUCCUUACGCAAAGUGAAAAGGCGCGGAGUGUGUAUGGCUUCCCGGCCCGGUGGCAAAAUGGAGGCCCCUGCGAUGUCGAUAUACUGAUAACAAAAGACACAGAAGUACGUCUCCUCCGCCAUGGCGUCGUUAGAUUGUGUAAUGAGGAAGCCGGUGUGAUGCUGUAUUACACAACAGAAAACUCAAGAGUGUAUCACAAGGAAGAACCCAAGUUCCUUGAGCUAGAUCCCGAGUAUACAGAGAGUAUUGAAUUUCUCCUGUCCUCCUAUCCAAACCACGUCAGUGUGGAUACCCUUCCAUGUGAAACCUUGGAGGACAAGAUUUCUCUAGCCACGCUCCUGUUUGAGAAGGGCAUUUUGACUACGAAGAAGCCUCUGGUGCAAGUGUAACUCUUACUUUUUAACAAAAUACAUUUUAACAAAAUAAAUGCAUUUGUUUAGAAA